AUGGAAGCCGCCAACCUCUCGGUGGCCACUGCGAGCGUUGCCCUCGCCCGGGGACCUGAGAUUUGCAGCAGCAGCCCACGCCCGGACGGGGUCGUCGGGUCGACCCCGGGUGGUGCUGUCCUGCCUGGCCGGGAGCCGCCCUUCUCUGUCUUCACGGUGCUGGUGGUGACACUGCUGGUGAUGCUGAUCGCGGCCACUUUCCUGUGGAACCUGCUGGUUCUGGUCACCAUCCUGCGCGUCCGCGCCUUCCAUCGCGUGCCGCACAACUUGGUGGCCUCGACGGCCGUGUCGGACGUGCUGGUGGCAGCGCUGGUCAUGCCAUUGAGCCUGGUGAGCGAGCUAUCAGCUGGGCGACGUUGGCGGCUGGGCCGCAGCCUGUGCCACGUGUGGAUCUCCUUCGACGUGCUGUGCUGCACGGCCAGCAUCUGGAACGUGGCGGCCAUCGCCCUGGACCGCUACUGGACCAUCACGCGGCACCUGCACUACAGGCUGCGCACCCGCCGCCGUGCCUCGGCGCUCAUGAUCGCGCUCACCUGGGCGCUGUCGGCGCUCAUCGCCCUCGCGCCGCUGCUCUUCGGCUGGGGAGAGGCGUACGACCCCCGGCUCCAGCGCUGCCAAGUGAGCCAGGAACCUUCCUACGCCGUCUUCUCCACCUGCGGUGCCUUCUACCUGCCGCUCGGCGUGGUGCUGUUUGUCUACUGGAAGAUAUACAAGGCGGCCAAGCUUCGCUUCGGCCGCCGCCAGAGGGCUGUGCAGCCGUUGCCAGCCACCAUGCAGGCGAAGGACGCGCCUCAUGAGGCUGAGAUGGUGUUCACAGCAGGUCGCCCAACAGCGGUGGCCUUCCGGGCAAGCAGAGACUCGUGGCGGGAGCAGAAGGAGCAGCGCGCGGCCGCGACGGUGGGGGUUCUGAUCGGCGUGUUUGCGCUGUGCUGGAUCCCCUUCUUCCUGGCGGAGCUCAUCGGCCCCCUCUGUGCCUGCAGCCUGCCCCCCAUCUGGAAAAGCAUAUUCCUGUGGCUCGGCUACUCCAACUCUUUCUUCAACCCCCUGAUUUACACAGCUUUCAACAAGGACUACAACAAUGCCUUCAGGAGCCUCUUUUCUAAGCAGAGGUAG
Propithecus coquereli (Coquerel's sifaka) is the source of this 1113-nucleotide messenger RNA. Its product is annotated as 5-hydroxytryptamine receptor 5B. The coding region runs from base 1 to 1113 and encodes 370 amino acids. Gene Ontology annotation, biological process: chemical synaptic transmission; G protein-coupled receptor signaling pathway, coupled to cyclic nucleotide second messenger. The record is from RefSeq and is a predicted model, not a curated record. Gene Ontology annotation, cellular component: plasma membrane; dendrite. Lineage: Eukaryota; Metazoa; Chordata; Mammalia; Primates; Indriidae. The transcript is spliced from 2 exons. Gene Ontology annotation, molecular function: G protein-coupled serotonin receptor activity; neurotransmitter receptor activity.